AUGUCUUUAACUUCAGCGUUACGACCAGGAGGACUACCAUUUGGUGCGGGGACAAAGCGAGAAAACACCCCGAUCGAUAGCCAUCAACCCCCGGCGCAGUCGUUCCAGCAUGAAGUGACCUACCUCAACCUCCAUCGAACCCUCAUUCGAUUCCAACACCUCAUUCUCCUUACCUCUUCUUCCUCUUCCGGUCAAAAGACGGAAUUAAGUUCCUUGCAGAGGCAAAUCCAGGGUGAACUAUGGUCUCCGUUGCCGUAUCAUCGCAACAAAUGGCUGCACAACAUAGAAGGAGCCCGAACAUUGCUCCUGCAAUUGGAACGAAAGGCUCAAGGGAUUCGAGUCCAACGAACCAAAUAUGAAGUCAUUAAAGACUUGGCCGAAAAGAGGGCGACCAUCAAGAGGUUACGGAAUAGGAUCGAAGAGAUCGGACGAGAGGUGGAAAUGAUGGGUACAGAAGAUUGGGAGCCACCCUUUGAUGAUGAAGGAGACAGCGUUUUCGGCGUGUUGCCACAGCAAUCAACUUCACAAGAGGUGGGCGAGAGGCCGAUCGAAGCCGGGUACGAUGAUGAUACGCUAAAGGAGGGGAGGCCUGUUACACAUUCGGAAGAGGAAGCCGAGGCGAAAGCUGGGAAAGGAAAUAAUGAUGCGCGAGAAGAAUUAUUCUCAUCCUCUGGCGCGCGGCGAAGGAGAGGCCAAGGGGAGAACCCAAACGGACCGGACGCACAGACAACGGGUUUCUCAAAUCGUCAAUCAACGGAGCGGUCAUUAUUAGAUUCUUCUCGUGUACAAGAAGACAUUACAAGCUCGCUCGUCAGCAUGGCAGCGCAAUUGAAGCAGCAAGGGAGGUCAAUUCAGUUUGCGCUGGAACAGGAUAAAGGCAUUCUGGGCCGGGCAAUCCGAGGAUUGGAUCUCAACCUGAGCGGAAUGGAAGCAGCCAGCAAGAACGUGGCCUUUUUACGCCGCAUGAGCGAAGAAGAAGGAUGGUUUGGUCGAGCCAAGUUGUACGCCAUGAUCUUUGCCAUGUGGAUUGUGGCGUUCCUCUUGGUUUUCGUCUGUCCGAAGCUGAGGUUCUGA
Rhinocladiella mackenziei CBS 650.93 is the source of this 1074-nucleotide messenger RNA. RefSeq lists its product as uncharacterized. Gene Ontology annotation, molecular function: SNAP receptor activity. Lineage: Eukaryota; Fungi; Ascomycota; Eurotiomycetes; Chaetothyriales; Herpotrichiellaceae. The transcript has a single exon. Gene Ontology annotation, biological process: retrograde vesicle-mediated transport, Golgi to endoplasmic reticulum. Bases 1 to 1074 code for a protein of 357 amino acids. The record is from RefSeq and is a predicted model, not a curated record. Gene Ontology annotation, cellular component: endoplasmic reticulum; SNARE complex.